UAGGCAAAUAUGGUUUCUCUAGAAAGAAUCAUGCCUGCUAAUGAUACGUGUACUGGGCCAGAUGGAGACAAUACUGAUUUUAGGUACUUUAUCUAUGCAGUGACAUACACUGUCAUUCUUGUGCCAGGUCUCAUAGGGAACAUAUUAGCUUUGUGGGUAUUUUAUGGUUAUGUGAAAGAAACCAAACGGGCUGUGAUAUUUAUGAUAAACUUAGCCAUUGCUGACUUACUACAAGUUCUCUCCCUGCCAUUGAGGAUCUUUUACUACUUGAAUCAUGACUGGCCAUUUGGGCCCGGCCUCUGCAUGUUCUGUUUCUACCUGAAGUAUGUCAACAUGUAUGCAAGCAUCUACUUCUUAGUGUGCAUCAGUGUGCGGCGAUUUUGGUUUCUUAUAUACCCCUUUCGUUUCCAUGACUGCAAACAGAAAUAUGACCUGUACAUCAGCAUUGCUGGCUGGCUGAUCAUCUGCCUUGCCUGUCUACUCUUCCCUCUCCUCAGAACCAGUGAUGACACCUCUGGCAAUAGAACCAAAUGCUUCGUGGAUCUUCCUACCAGAAAUGUCAAUCUGGUUCAAUCUGUUGCCAUGAUGACUAUUGGCGAGAUAAUUGGAUUUAUAACACCACUUCUGAUUGUCCUAUAUUGUACCUGGAAGACGGUUUUAUCAUUGCAAGAUAAAUAUCCUGUGACUCAAGAUCUUGGAGAGAAAAAGAAAGCCUUGAAGAUGAUUUUAACUUGUGCAGGAGUGUUUCUAAUUUGCUUUGCACCUUAUCACUUCAGUUUUCCUUUAGAUUUUCUGGUCAAGUCCAAUGAAAUUAAAAGCUGCCUAGCCAGAAAGGUGAUUGUAAUAUUUCAUUCUGUGGCCUUGUGCCUAGCUAGCCUGAAUUCAUGCCUUGACCCAAUUAUAUACUACUUUACCACUAAUGAGUUCAGAAGACGACUUUCAAGACAAGAUUUGCAUGAUAGCAUCCAACAUCAUGCAAAAUCCUUUGCAAGUAAUCAUACCACUUCUACCCUGGCAACUGAAUUAUGCUAAACAAACAAACAAACAAGCAAACCUGAUUGUGGCCUGAAAUGCGAGUACAUCAGAACACAUUUGCAAUACUCCAAGCCAUAGAGGAGAACUCACAAGAAGCACUCUCAGCGGCUUUUCAGUUAUGCUAUAUCUUACCUAUAUGGGGAAUUCACAUUUUCAUAACAGGACUUAUUUGGAGCAUUGUACUUCACCACCACUGACAUUAACAUGCUCAUGUAGUAAUUUGUCAUCAAUUC
This is a messenger RNA of Carlito syrichta (Philippine tarsier), 1268 nucleotides long. It is a transcript of the gene GPR174, whose product is annotated as G protein-coupled receptor 174. Gene Ontology annotation, molecular function: G protein-coupled receptor activity. The record is from RefSeq and is a predicted model, not a curated record. Lineage: Eukaryota; Metazoa; Chordata; Mammalia; Primates; Tarsiidae. The transcript has a single exon. Bases 10 to 1032 code for a protein of 340 amino acids. Gene Ontology annotation, cellular component: membrane. Gene Ontology annotation, biological process: positive regulation of Rho protein signal transduction; phospholipase C-activating G protein-coupled receptor signaling pathway.